Lachancea sp. 'fantastica' is the source of this 1329-nucleotide messenger RNA. The record is from the annotation of a GenBank genome assembly. NCBI's taxonomy places the organism in Eukaryota, Fungi, Ascomycota, Saccharomycetes, Saccharomycetales, Saccharomycetaceae.
AUGGAUGAGUUGAAUGAAGUUGGACAGCUCUUGCUGAUUCACACACAGAAAACAUUACAACUUCUUGACGAUUGCAUAAAUACACAGCGAAGUCGUUUUGAUGGCCGAAAUCGGAACGACGGAAACCUAGGCGAAUUCCAGAGUGGUCUUCAGUGCUAUUACACGUAUUUGGGGCAGCUCAACUCUCUGUAUUGCAAGACCCUGGAACUUGGCAGUCGUGAUGCAGACCAGGAGCCCAGUCAGGCCGCUGUGCGCGAGCUGAUAUCUGAUUUCGAGGCAGCAACAGCCAGAUUGAAUGCCCAGACCUCUAGUAAUCAAGAUCAUGGGCUCUCGCCUGGGUCUGUCGCGUCCUUCGAGCCUAGACCGCUCAAAAUCAUCCAGCGAAAAUUUCAGCAACAUCAACAGUCACCCACAAAAGCUAAAUCAGGACAUAGCAUCCUCCCGACGGGAUCGCGUCGCUUAAGUGACAGCAGCAUAAUAAGCACCAAACUGCGAACUUAUUCUGGUCCUAUUCUGUCAGAGCCCGGUUCUGCAAGUCCUCGAGCGCUGGUGUCUGAAAAGACAGAUAUGCGUGUCCUUAGGGGUGCCAAAUCUUGCGACACUGGCCUCAACAAGCAGAGCAAUCCUCAUGAAAACAGACUCAGUUUUUUUCGAGAUCGGCAGCGACUGUCAAUCUCAUUCUUCGAGGACGAUGAGUACUCGUCAGACGAAGAAACAGUAAUAUCGCCUAGCCCAGCGGCUUCGCCAUUUCUUACAGAGAGCAACUUCAAAAAGCACAGUUCAGAAUUGCUGCGAAAUUUAGCUUUCGAAAAAAGCCCAAAGGCGCGACCUCAUUAUCACUCAGAGACGAUAAAUGCACCUUCGUUUUCGCGCCUACUUCCGCCCAGACAGCCCAUUGUGCAGUGUGGAAUCACUUCCAUCGAUUACAUUCCUCAGUUUCAUGGACAAGUGACAACUUCCAACAGUCAUGGGUCCAGAGCAUUGUUGGCCAAGUACGCGCUGUCAGACCCCAAAAAACCCAAGAUCGCCAGGAAACUGGAUGAUAAACAGAAAACCAAAUUUUUCGGCUCAUUUAGAGCCUUCAACAACCAAGUGCUGGUCACUUCGGAGACAGGGCUCGAAAAUUCUAGCGAAGCUUCAACCACGAAGUUCAUCAGGCAGGUAAGAAAGCCGCAAGAGGCCGUAAGGCCAACAUAUUCUUCUGGUAGCAUACUAGUUCACGGCUCAAGCGGCUCCCGAUUCAUCACCCCACCAUGUCCAGCAGAGCUGCAUUUCAAGGUAUCUCAUGAUGCUUUACGGGAGGCUUUGAAUACUGAUUUAAAUACCUAA